AUGUCGUCGUACGGUGCAAUUGGUGUAGACGAUAAUGACACUGAUCCGCUUCUUGAUGACGAACCGCCACGCCGUCUACCACCAGCUGGAGGUGUCCCAAUUGGUCGAAGACGGGCCAUUUCCGCAUCACAGAUUGGUUCAGCUCCAUCACAAUCAGUUUCUCGACAACCCUAUUUGUUCACUGGGGGACUUGGAUUACGAGAUGAAAGUUUGCUUUCGUUACAUUCAGAAGAUGAUCUGCAUCGUGAACAUAAUAAUGCACUUCGAUAUCGUCUGUACAAUCGGCUAGAUCCUGGAGGAGAACAUUUGACAAUGCCAGAUCAUGUUCUUCCUCCAAAUCUUUUCUCUAUUUUGCCAUUUGAAGAACUUAAAGAUGUAUCGGGAAAACAAGGAAGUAUUGUCACAAUAUUUUCAAUAUGGAAUACAAUGAUGGGUACAUCAUUACUUGCCAUGCCAUGGGCUCUUCAACAAGCUGGUUUAGUGCUUGGAAUUGUUAUCAUGUUGACAAUGGCCGCCAUUUGUUUCUACACUGCAUAUAUUGUUAUUGAAAGUCCGAAAAGAUUACAAGACCUAUCCGUUGAUCCUCUUCUCGCAGAAUUCUCCGAUGUCUGCAAAUCAUUAUUCGGUCGUGUUGGAGAGUACUGUGCAGUUGUGUUCAGUGUAUGUGUUUUAAUUGGAGGAAUCAUCGUUUAUUGGGUUCUCAUGUCGAAUUUCUUGUAUUAUACCGGAGCAGUCGUAUACGAGUCCAUGCAACCGAACAGUACCACAAUUCCAGUUAUGGAAAAUAAGACAUUCACGUGUGAUGUUUACUGUCCUGAACAAACCUCCCAAUGGACAAUUCCACAAUGGGAAAAGCAAAUUUUUGAUGCUGUUGGUGAAUUCGAAGGAGGAGAGACUGGAGAUGACUCGUGGAGUUUCGACAAAUUCUGGACACUUCGUGGUACUGUUCCAAUUUAUUUGGCAGUUGCUCUUUUCCCAUUGAUGAAUUUCAAAUCUCCAACUUUCUUCACUAAAUUCAAUGUUCUUGGCACAAUUUCUGUUAUGUAUCUAUUGAUGUUCGUUUUCUCGAAGUUACUUGAAUGCGGAGUUAACAUGGAUUUCUCAAAUCCGAAGUCAAUGCAUUAUGUACAAUUAGCCAACAUGCAUUUCCCCGCACUCAGUGGUACUCUCACGUUAUCUUAUUUCAUUCACAAUGCAGUUCUCACUAUUCUUCGUAAUCAAAAACAUCCUGAGAAUAAUGCAAGAGAUUUGUCAAUUGGAUACUGUUUAGUUGCUUUCUGUUACGUGUUCAUUGGAUUCACUUUUUUCGCUGCUUUCCCAGUUCAACGAAGUUGUAUCAGUGAUAACUUCCUAAAUAACUUCGGAGCUGGUGAUGUACUUUCGUCGACUGCUCGUCUGUUCUUGUUGUUCCAAAUGAUCACAGUUCUUCCUUUGUUGAUGUUCCUCGUCCGUUCUCAAUUAUUCUAUGCUAUUUUUGGACAAACUUGGCCUGGAGCAAUCAAAGUUAUCCUCCUCAACUUGAUUCUUAUUAGUAUUGCUGUUGGGUUUGCUACAUUCUAUCCAAAUGUUGGAAGUAUUUUGAGAUACGUUGGAUCAAUCUCUGGACUUGUCUACGUUUUCGCUUUACCUGCAAUGGUUUAUCUGAAACAAAGUAAAGCUGCUGGAACUCUUACACCUCUGAAGAAAUACGUGCAUUAUGGAAUUGUUGCCAUUGGAGUUUUGAACCUUAUUGCUCAAUUUGUCAUUUAG
Caenorhabditis remanei is the source of this 1749-nucleotide messenger RNA. RefSeq lists its product as uncharacterized. The transcript has 10 exons. Gene Ontology annotation, molecular function: amino acid transmembrane transporter activity. Lineage: Eukaryota; Metazoa; Nematoda; Chromadorea; Rhabditida; Rhabditidae. Bases 1 to 1749 code for a protein of 582 amino acids. Gene Ontology annotation, biological process: amino acid transmembrane transport. The record is from RefSeq and is a predicted model, not a curated record.